Molecule: messenger RNA, 5264 nt
Organism: Quercus robur (English oak)
Lineage: Eukaryota; Viridiplantae; Streptophyta; Magnoliopsida; Fagales; Fagaceae
Product: putative disease resistance protein RGA3
Exons: 10
Coding region: 1596-2966 (456 amino acids)
Source: RefSeq, a predicted model, not a curated record
AGCGGGCCCUGCUUUUGAAUUUGCUAUUUGGUUUCUCCUGAAUAUCAUCACCCAGUUCAUUAUCUACCUACUCUUUCACAGACUCGUAUUCUCUUGUGAUAUCCAGCAAAUUUUCCAUUUCCAAUCUAUGGCUCGUGCUUUACUUUCUGCUAUUGUGGAGCAGCUUGGUCCUUUCAUUUCUUCAGAGUUCACCUUGACUGCAACUGUUAAACAAGAAGUCCAAAAGCUUGAAACCAAAUUCUGUACCAUCCAGGCAGUGCUCAACGAUGCUGAGAAGAGGCAGCUGAAGGAGGAAGCUGUGAAGCUUUGGUUAGAUAAGCUCAAACGCGUAUCCUACGAGAUGGACGACGUGUUGGAUGAGUGGAACACUGCCAUGAUCAAAGAAGAGAUUGAGAAACAACAAAAAGUCGAAGAAAAAGCCGAAACUAGCACUGCUAAGAAGAGGAAGGUAUUGCCCAACUUCAAUUUCUCAGUUCCUAAUUUUUUUCAGAAUCGUGAUAUUGCUCAUAAGAUAAAAGAACUGAACGAAAAAUUAGAUGAGAUUAACAAAGAGAGGGAGGUGUACGGGUUUGAAUUAAGUAAGGCCAUUGAAGAAGUGGUUGAGAGACCAAAAACUACUUCUUAUGUUGAUGUGUCUGAUAUUCUUGGUCGCGAGAAGGUUAAGGAUGAUCUAGUGAGCAUCCUAUUGGGUGAGGGUACUGAAAAACAAAAACGUCCCCAUGUCAUCUCUUUGGUGGGUAUGGGCGGUAUGGGAAAAACGACUCUUGCCCAACUAGCCUUUAAUCAUCAUGAGGUGAAAGAUCAUUUUGAAAAAUGAAUUUGGGUUUGUGUUUCCGAACCCUUUGAUCAAUGUAGGGUUGCCAAAGCUAUCGUUGAAGCUUUGGGAGUUCAUGAUUCCAACACUACUGAAUUGCAAAGUCUGCUAGAUACAAUUUGUGAAUUAAUUCGGGGAAAGAAGAUUUUUCUUAUCUUUGAUGAUGUGUGGACUGAAGACCAUGCAAUGUGGAAGCCAUUCAGAGAUGCACUCAAAAAUUGUGGUUCCCAAAGUAGUAGAAUCCUAGUCACCACACGUAAAGACAAAGUUGCGAAGAUGAUGGAAAGUGCAAAUACGAUCAAGUUAGAGGAAUUGUCUGAGGAAGAUUGUUGGUUGGUGUUUAGUAAAAUAGCAUUUGUAGAUGAGGAUCCUAAGCAAUGUGAGCAAUUAGAAGACGUUGGCAAGAAAAUAUCAAAGAAGUGCAAAGGCUUGCCCCUUGCUACAAAGACUCUAGGGAGUCUCAUGCACUUCAAGAAAAGUAGAGAAGAGUGGAACAACGUUUUGGAUAGCAAUUUUUGGGAAUUAGAAGACAUUGAAAGAGGACUUUUUGCGCCGUUGUUACUUAGUUAUUAUGAUUUGCCAUCACCAUUGAAACGGUGUUUCUCAUAUUGUGCUGUCUUUCCGAAAGAUCAUGUCUUUGAAGUUGAUAUGUUGGUAUCUAUGUGGACAGCACACGGAUUUGUUGAGUCAAAGGGAAAUAUGGAGGUGGAAAUCAUGGCAAGAGAAUACUUUAAAAGUUUAGUCAUUCGCUCUUUCUUCCAAGGGGAACAUAUUUUCUGACAUGAGGUAUAAAAUGCAUGAUAUAGUGCAUGACUUUGCACAAUCAAUUACUAAGAAUGAAUGCUUUAUAAUCAAUAGUGACAUAGAGUCAAAAUUAGACUUUAAUAGUGCUCGCCAUUUGGGAUUAGAAAUUCGAAAUGUAUCCCAAUUUCCUUUGUCCAUCGAUAGUGCCAAAAAUCUACGCACCCUUAUCAUUUUUAAUCAACUUGGUUAUGACAUACCCAAUUUACAGAAUUUUAGACUUUUACGAGUAUUAACUUUGAUAAAUACUAUGGAACUUCCACACACAGUGGAAAAUUUAAUACAUUUAAGGUAUCUCAAUUUGUUUGGGGGUAUUGAGGUAUUGUCUGAAACCAUUUGUAAUUUAUGCAAUUUACAAUAUUUGAAGAUUACCAAGGAUUUUGGUUCUGUCUCCACAAAAUUACCUCAAGGGAUAGGUAAAUUAAUUAACUUAAGACAUCUUAUUGGAGAAGAUUUUCUGAUUCCAAGAGGGAUUGGAAGAUUGAUUUCUCUUAGAACAUUAAAAUGUUUCAGCAUAAGUGACGAGGAUAGCGAAGGAUGUAAACUCGGAGAAUUAAAAAAUUUGAACCACCUGCAAGGGAGUUUUGGAAUACGUGGGUUGGGGAACGUGGUAGAUGUAAGUGAGGUCGAGAAUGCACAACUUAAGAAGAAGAUACAACUUCGUGAAAUGAUACUAUCUUUUAAGAAAGGGAAGGAUAGAGGAUGGUGGGAUGAUCCGGUUCCGAAUGCGGUCGACCCCAAUGGUAGAAGAAUGGAGAGGGAUGUCUUAGUUUUAAAUGCCUUAGAGCCACCUCAAGACUUGGAGCAGUUAGACAUUCGUUGGUAUCAGGGCACCACAAUGUGUCCUAAUUGGUUGAUGUCCUUGACCAAAUUGAAACUUGUUUCUAUCUUUUCGGCCACAAAGUUAAUGAGUUUGCCUCCUUUGGGGAAGUUUCCGUUCCUUGAAUCAUUAACUAUAAGGAAUGUGUGUAGUUUGAAACAAGUGGGUGUUGAAUUUUUGGGAAUAGAAUCUGAAAACAAGAAAGAAGACAUAAAAAUAUUCCCAAAUUUGAAAUAUCUCAGGUUUGUGUGGUUGGAGGAGUUGGAAGAAUGGAUUGGGAUUGGAGGAAAAGAAGACGCAGACUGCAUUACUGUAAUGCCUCGUCUUCAACGGUUGGAAAUUCAUGGCUGCGGAAAGUUAAAGUCACUGCCGGACUUCCUGCGUACAAUUCCAUUGAAUAAAUUGGAGAUCGCUGGCUGUCCAAUUAUCAAGGAACGUUGCCAAAGAGAGACAGGAGAGGACUGGCGCACCAUUUCUCACAUCCCAAUCAUCGAUCUUCAAGAACAUUCUUAUUAUUUAAGAUCAAGAUGAAAUCGUAAAAACUGCGCAUGAGCAAAGUUCAUCCUAGGCUUGAUUCGGCAUUGCAAGUCUGAACCAGUAAAGGGGAAGUAUAUUUUGUGCUUGAGCAAAAUUUCACGCAUGGAUGCACUCUUUAGUAAGACCUACAGAAGAAACUCGUUCACUUUAUUGUGGCAGUAAAGCUUUCAUAUCGUAUAACACAUGAAAGGUUGGACGAGGAAGAGUGAGAUGUUACCACCAAGGGUAGAGGGCACAGUUUGAUAAAAACUUGCUAUCUGCUGCAAUCCAUAGUUGCCUAUUUUGAAAAGGACACCAUAAGAAGUGGGGAGGAGAAGAUAGGACCAGUCCAAACUUCCUUGAUCUAGGCACAUAAAUGUUGCUUCUUGUAUAGCAUUGCACCAUUUGUCGCCAUCACAUGAACCUGCCAUUUUUUCUCUACAACUCAGAAUCUAACACAUAACACAGUUGUGGCAAAGUGCAAGCGAAAGUGUAUAGAAAAUAUAUGCCGGACACUUUCUCCGUCCCAACAGUUCUAUUUGAUGACAAAGGGUUGAUGUUGCCUUGCCAGCACCGAUAAAACUGUCGGAAGGAGUGAAUCAUUGUAUCAUACUACAAAUCAAAAUCAAAAUGGUGCUUUUACCCCUGAGAAGGUUCAAGUCCUUCAGUACUUGCAAUCUCAAAGUGGGACAUUUCCAGCAAGAUCAUUUUCACAAGAUGGUUUGUGGGGUACAGCUAUAGGUUUUCAAGAAAAUUUGGUUCUGGCAAGAAAUCUUGUUUGGGGAUUUAAGCUACCUAGUGGUUUAGAAGGAAAUGCCCCUUGGUUGAAACAGAGAAAGAUAGAUGUGUCUCGUAAGUAUGGACAGAGUGUUGAAAGUGAUAAUCACUUGGACAGAGACUUUCUUGUACAGCUUUGGGUUGCAGAUAGGAAAAUGAAAAAUUCUAAGGGAAAAAGAAGGCGGAAAUUGGUGAAGUAUGGAAAUUUUUCUGGUACAGCAUAUGAAAACCAACAUGAAUAUGGAAGAUGGUAUUCGGGGGCACCUCUUUGCAGAACAGGAUUUUUUGGACAAGGGCAAACCAGUUUUGAAUCAACCACCUCUGAGCCAAUCUGACUCAGCUUUUCUGGGGCCAGAAUCUCCAGAGGAGGCCCAGGUUGCACUCCUUCUUGCUAGGUCCAAUUUGUUGAUUCCUAGGGAUAUAGAGUGGGCAAAUCUUAUACUUGUUUUGAGCAGCCUGUAGGUUUUAUUUGUGAGUAGAGUAAUCUCAUUGCUAGACAGGUGAUGAUUGUAUUGGAAUACAAUUUGGAUAUAAGGAAUGAUACAUGCAGCCAAAGUCUUGGAAUUAGCAUUUGGCAGUCUUAGCAGAGAUAAAUCCCAAGCCAGCAUUUCAAACAGUGAGGAACUCAAUCAUCAAACACUACUGAUGUUCGGAUCAAAACAUGGCAAGGUGGCUCUGGUGUUGUAUCCAAAGUGACCUUCCACAACAUUCACAUGGACACCAUUCAAAACCCAAUUAUUUAAACCAAUACUACUGCCUCUGUGAAAAGUGCCCCAACCAUACCUUUUCACUUACCAUUUCUGAUGCAUCAUACAAGAACACAUAUGGUGCUUGUGACAUAAGAACCCUGCCUAUGCACAAUUCAAAGCCAUGCAGAAAUGUUACAAUUUUGGGAGUUGCAUUGCUUCCUGCCCAAGGAUAGGAACAUAUGAAUCCAUUUUGCUGGAAAGCUUAUGGCAGUAUACACACAAGAACUCGUCCACUAGCUUCUUGUUUGUUCCGGAUGUCCAAAAAAGCUAGCAUGAGUAGAAGACGAUUAUGGUGAUCAGUGUUAAACAAUAAGCUGUAAUUAUGUCAAAUUGAUUUUGUGAUUGAAUAAAGAAGAUCUUUGGGGUCAGGCUUCUUUCUAAGUUCAAGGUUCAAAUCUCAACCCGCAUCGUUUUUAGAAUGUCUUUCUAUGAGUUGUUUGGGAAUUGAUUUUUUUUUUUCUUUUUUUUUUUUUUGUGGAAAAUAUAUUUGCUUAUUUACUGAAGAACCAAAAAAUACUGGUUGGUGAUGUUUCAGAAAUAUUGUUUGGAAAUGCAAAUCCUACUCAUUAUGCGAGGAUUACUUUUCUUGUUGGUAUAAUUGUCUUUUUUGGACUUAUCGAUGAAUAUGAGUAUAUAGCCCUUUUCAGUUGACAUAUUUUCACUUGAUAAGUGAAUUGUCAAUGAGAGUAUGUAGUUGUGUAACAUAUUCAUGGGAGGGGGUGUAUUUGGAUUCAUUGUCAAAGACCGGGAAUAUUUUCUUCAUUCAAUGAGAAUAUUUGUGUAGCAA